Messenger RNA from Phanerochaete carnosa HHB-10118-sp, 1023 nucleotides. RefSeq lists its product as uncharacterized. Gene Ontology annotation, biological process: lysyl-tRNA aminoacylation. NCBI's taxonomy places the organism in Eukaryota, Fungi, Basidiomycota, Agaricomycetes, Polyporales, Phanerochaetaceae. The transcript is spliced from 5 exons. Bases 1 to 1023 code for a protein of 340 amino acids. The record is from RefSeq and is a predicted model, not a curated record. Gene Ontology annotation, molecular function: ATP binding; tRNA binding; lysine-tRNA ligase activity. Gene Ontology annotation, cellular component: cytoplasm; cytosol.
AUGCCAAGGACCCAGAAGACCUCGUCGUGCAACAUGAGCAAUUCCGACACUGUCGGUGUCAUCGGAACCCCGGGAUGCACUAAGAAGAACAAGCUCUCGGCUAUCCUUUUCCCUCGGCUCGAGCCUCCACUACUUGCCGCUGCUCAAGGACCAGGGAACGCCGCUACCGCAAGCGCUAUCUGGGCUUCGUUCUCACGAAGACACAAGGCGCAUCGUCAUUGCCCGCAGGUGCACCGCCAACUAUAUUCGCCGGCUCUUCGACAACCUCGGCUCCCCCGAUAUCGAAUCGCUGGCGGUGCAACUGUAAAGCCGUUCGUCACGCACCAGAACGAUCUCAACCUCGACUUGUACCUACGUAUCGCCCUCGUGUCGUGCCUGGAGCGGCACGUCGUUGGCGGUCUGGACCAGGUGUACGAAAUCUGGCCUGUGUUCCGCAACGAGGGCGUCGAUUCGACACACAAUCCUGAGUUCUUGAUCAUCGAGUUCGAUAUCAGGGACGUCAUCGAGAGCCUGAUCGAGAGUCUCCUGAAGUACUUCAUUGGCGAGAAGACGACGCUAACGUUUCUCUCCGAGGGCACGGACAACGAGAAGGAACCACUUCGUAGAGUGCAGCAAACCCGGAGGAAUGUGCGCCUGCUUGACAAGCUCAUCGGCGAGUUGAGCCUGGUCUACAUCUCUCCCGCCUUCAACGGUAAAUUCGUUUGCGUAAUCGCCGACGGGCGGAUGUCACCACUCGCCAAGUUCCACCAGUUGCAGUCCGGUCUUUGCAAACGUUUCGAAGGCUUCAUGUGCCAGAAGGAUCUGUUCAAGCAACGGUUGCGGUUCGAGGAGCGAGUGAGGCAGAAGGAACAGGCUGCUGCGUCUGCGUUCCUUCGAAUAAUCACACCAUAUCAGGCUGCAACCUGGUCUCCCGCCAGCGAGCGGGGUAUCGGUGUGGGCCGUCUGGUGACGUUCUUGACCGACUCAGCUAUAAGGAGAGAUACUGUCGUUCCCGACGGUAAAGCCGGGCUCCACCGCGGCUAG